Molecule: messenger RNA, 913 nt
Organism: Zea mays
Lineage: Eukaryota; Viridiplantae; Streptophyta; Magnoliopsida; Poales; Poaceae
Product: glutathione S-transferase T3
Exons: 2
Coding region: 5-844 (279 amino acids)
Source: RefSeq, a predicted model, not a curated record
GGAUAUGAGGGUUUGUCAAGCUUGGUUGGCUGUGAGUUGUGAUCCCAUUGUCAACACUGGUCAGAAGCGUCAAGGAUUUUGGAAUCGGAUUACAGAGGCAUACAACUCUCGCAGAGGAUCAAUGCCAGAGAGGUCUACAAAAUCUCUCAUGAGCAGGUGGGACAGUAUCAAAACUCAAUGUUCUACAUUUGCUGGAUACAUGAUGGCUGUGCUUCGACAAAACCCAAGUGGCAUGACUGAUGCAGAUAAGACAUCUCUUGCGGCUACUCGGUUUGCUGCUGUUGAAAAGAAGCCCUUCCAUUUCUUACAUUGUUGGUCCAUAUUGAAGGAUCAACCAAAAUGGAUGGACCAGCACAUGGGUAACCAGAUUCCUCCACCGAACCCUAUUGGAACCCAAUCCAAUACUAUUGACUUAGAUGGUGGUGAAGACUCAGCUCCAUCAAGUUUUACUUCGAAGAGACCGCUUGGUCGUGAUUCAGCCAAGGAAAAGGCAAAGAAGCAAAGAUCAGAGAACACAUCAUCCACUGAUUCGGAGUACCUAACACGGAUGGGUGAGCUUUCUUUGGAACGGUUAUCUGUGUACAAAUCAGUAGCUUCAACUGAGGAGAAGAAGUUGGAGUUCAUGAAGAAACAGGAGAGGCAGAAACUCAUAUUGGAGAGGAAGAAGCUUAAUCUAGAGAAGAUGAAGAUGGAACGACAAAAGGUGAAGGAGGAGACGGAACAGGAGGUACUGAUAUUGAGCAUGGAUUUGACAAAAUGUAACCCCCUCCUUCGACAGUACUAUGAGGCGAAACAACAGGAGAUUCUGGCAAGGGUGACUGGAAGCUCGUCGUCAAGCAAGUGAAUGUUCAUGAAGACAUUGUAGUGUUUGAGGAAGUAAUGUUAGUUGUUUUCGAAAACAAGUUUAUUUACA